AAUAACCCUUUGUUGGCAUUGGCAUGUGGCAAUAUGCUUCCUGAUACGUCACUCACUGUUGAGUUAUGAGUAUUUAUGUAUGUGGCUUCAUGCAGACACAGUCAAGUGCCGCCGCUGAUGGGCUGCCUCUCAGCCGUUAUGCCGCCUGCAGUUCUGCCAGCUGGACUUCACUCUCAGUUGCUGCUGUUCAACCUGAAACACAAAUGAAGCUACGAAAAAGUGCUUUUUACUGUACUUUUUUGAGCGCAGGAGAAGCAGGUGAUAAAACCAAGCUAUAAAUUGGGUACUGCUGUCGUCACAUCAAAAGUUGAUAUAGUUUUGAAGUGAGAAAUCAGGCGUGAAAGUCUCUCCUCAACCGCGGUAUGACCUCCCCAGCUCACAGUACAGCCACCGAGGCUUCAUGGACUGCUGGAGCCGCAGACCUGCAGAUGACCGAGGCUCUGCACCUGCGGAAUGACGGCGUGCGCUUCCCCUCCUCGGUGCCCGUGGAUCCGGCGGUGAUCACGCAGCACCCGCCGUCUCACCUCCAUCCCCGCAUGUCCGUGUACAGCGCCACACGCCCCACACUCUCCAGGUCCUUCCUUCAAGGACGUGUUUAUAAUUUCUUGGAGAGACCCACGGGUUGGAAAUGCUUUGUGUAUCAUUUUACAGUAUUCCUCAUUGUGCUUUCCUGCCUGAUCCUCAGUGUGCUGUCCACCAUCGACGAGUAUCAAGCACUGGCUAAUAAAACACUAUUCUGGAUGGAAUUAGUGCUGGUAAUGUUCUUUGGUGUGGAGUACGUGGUCCGUCUGUGGUCAGCUGGAUGCCGGAGUAAAUAUGUGGGAAUUCUGGGCAGGCUUCGCUUUGCCCGAAAGCCAAUUUCUGUUAUUGACCUGAUUGUGGUGGUGGCUUCUAUUAUAGUAUUGGCAUUUGGCUCUAAUGGCCAGGUAUUUGCUACCUCUGCUGUCAGAGGAGUCCGCUUCCUUCAAAUUCUGCGAAUGCUGCAUGUGGAUCGACAAGGUGGAACAUGGCGGUUGCUUGGAUCAGUAGUGUUUAUACAUCGACAGGAACUGAUCACAACUCUCUAUAUCGGAUUCCUGGGGCUCAUCUUCUCCUCCUACUUUGUGUAUCUGGCAGAGAAGGAUGCGGUGGAUGACCACGGCAACUCUGGGUUUGGCAGCUACGCCGAUGCUCUGUGGUGGGGUGUGGUAACAGUAACCACUAUUGGCUACGGAGACAAGGUUCCUCAGACUUGGAUAGGAAAGACUAUUGCAUCAUGUUUCUCUGUCUUCGCUAUCUCCUUUUUUGCCCUCCCUGCAGGAAUCCUGGGCUCCGGUUUUGCUCUGAAGGUACAGCAGAAACAGAGACAAAAACAUUUCAACAGGCAAAUUCCUGCAGCUGCGAGUCUCAUACAGGCGUCCUGGAGGUGUUUCGCCUUGCUGAACCCUGAUUCUGCCACAUACAAGUUAUUUGUGAAACGAAAUCUCAGCAGUUCAGGGUCUAGCCCUAAAUUAAAGGUGAAGAUGAGGAGGAAAAUGAAGAUUAGUGACCGGAAUAACGGGCAGAAUUCUCCUGCAGUACCUUCCAUAACCUAUGACUCCUUUGAUGAUGGGAGGGACAGCAGGCAAGAGACACUGACCAGUCUUCAACAGUCAGAACGAGCGCCGUCCUGGAACUCUCUGUCCUCGUUCCAGUUCUCCACACCUCCAGCCACGAAGCCUGGGGUUUUCGAGGUCUCAUCUCGGCCCACGCUUCAGAGGAGCAGCAGCAUUGCAGAUGAUAUGGAGACUGAGCCGGAGCGAGAGAUUGUGCUCAUUCCAGUCGCUCAUGUGUCUCAGUUGCGGGAUUCUCAUCGAGCAGCCAUCCGUGUGAUCCAGAGAAUGUACUACUUUGUGGCCAGAAAGAAGUUUCAGCAAGCACGUAAGCCAUAUGAUGUGCGUGACGUCAUUGAGCAGUAUUCACAGGGCCAUCUCAACCUCAUGGUGCGCAUCAAGGAGCUGCAAAGAAGACUGGAUCACUCUUUAGGGAAGCAGUCCCUUUUCCAGACAAGUUCAGAGCGCUUGAAAGACAAAGGCACAAACACUAUUGGCUCCAGACUCAACAGAAUGGAUGAGAAGAUCACACACAUGGACAGGACCCUCAACAGCAUUGCUGAGUCGCUCAACCUCAUGCUGGCGAGGGAGAGACGGGGGGAUCUGGCCAGGGGGAAGGAGCAGCGAAGCACCAUGCGCCGACAGUCAGCCACGUUCAGCCUGUCAGUGCUGGACAGCAGCGAGCAACUGUCCACAACAACUGCUAUUCAUGAGGACAGCUGAGUCACCAACGGAGCUCUUGCUCACAAAGUGCCUACUGGGGCCUUUUCGGCUUGAUUUAGUAGAGAAGUUUGGCUCAGGUUCAGCAUCAGAUGACUUUUUAAAUAUAUGACUCAAGUCUGUUCAUCUUUAUAUUUGGUCAGACUGCUGAAUUCAUUUUUAAGUACAUUUAUAAAUAUUAGCAUACCAGGUAUGACUUUUUUAAUUUUUAUUAAAUUUAUGGUUUUCUUUUGAUUCUCUGGUGCUGUUUGUGUGGCAGGCAUAAAAGUGACUUUUUUAUAAUAAAUAAAUAUACUGUAUUUUAGUCCAAUAUUUAUUUUUUAUUCAAUAUGUUGUGCUAAACUAUGCAUUAGUUACAAUCCAUUUUAUUACAUGUAAAAGACUUAUUGUGCAUAGAUCUGAAAUACUGCUGUAAAUUCUGAGUGAUCUGGAUGGCAAAAUAAAAAAAAAUUAUUGGCAAAUUAUUUUAAAAGUUCACAAAAAAGUGGAAAUUUAAAAAAAAAAACUGUUUGUUUAUAUAAUAAAUUAAUUAACAUUUUUACAUUUUAUGUUAAUAUAUUUUAUUUUACUCUGAAGCUGAAAAUCAAAGCCAUGACAAUCAAAGUCAAAAAUAAAAACUACAAAUCUAAACAAGUUUUAUAUGUAAUUUGAGGUUGAUAUCUCAUAUGGAAAGAGGAAUAGUUUGGGCGUAGCACAUUUUUGCUCGAUGAAUUACUUUUUAAUUACUUAUUAAAAUGCAUUUUAAUAAGUAAUUAAAAAUUUAUUACUUUUACAUUAAUUUCCAUUGACCACAAACAUCACAACAAAACCAUGUCUACGUUUAUUUUGCUUCUGACAAUGUAAUAAUUAAAAAUAUAUAUUUAUAUUUACAUUUUACUUUUUAAAAAAAAUGACAAAACACAAACAGCAAACGAGGGUUAAAAUGAAAUACUCCCAAAAUGUGACUUGUGUUUAUGAUUUAAGGAUGCUAACUGAGGCUAAACCAGUGAGCCUGUUUUAUUGGAUAUUGGUUCCAUGAAGAAAAAUUCUAAAGAACAUUUGAGUAAUCUAAAGAUCUUUUUCCAUUAUGAAUUGUUCAUUGGAAUAUUAAAGAUCCAUAUACGCAACCAUAAAUACUAAAGGACCUGUAUUUUUAGGACUGAGAUCUGAACAUUGUGACAUUGUUUUGAAGUGUUAUGAAUGGACAGAUGUUUUUAAAUGAUUACUAUUGACAGAAACAAAAUUCUGCUUUUUAUGAAUCACUAAACCUUUUCAAGUCACAGAUUUGUGAACCGUUUAAAUUCAGCUCAUUCACUUAGCCCCCUCCAUUCUUUGAUAUAAAGGUUUUAUUGAUGUUUUUGUAAAAUAAACGGUGUAUUCCACAAACAGCGCUACUAAUUCAAUUUCUUCUGUAAAAACUGCCUCAAUCCUAAAUAAACAUCUUGCUUCUUC
Danio rerio (zebrafish) is the source of this 3722-nucleotide messenger RNA. The record is from RefSeq and is a predicted model, not a curated record. Lineage: Eukaryota; Metazoa; Chordata; Actinopteri; Cypriniformes; Danionidae.